ACGCGACGCAGUGCCGCAGUAUCCGCGGGCCCCGAAAUACUUACGGUCUGCUCUGGUUCGCGUCUGUUAUGUGCGUUAAUCGUCCGCACCGCCACCAGCACUACUCUGCCAGGGACGACACGCUUGGAACAUGUGGUCGAGAUGCGUCCUGAUAUUAGGGAUAUGUUACUUAACCGUAAAAGCUGGUGUUGCAGUUCGUCAUUUUGAAAACAGUUAUUCACAAGCUUACGAUUUUACUGAUCGACAUCAGUAUCAUAUAAAUCGGCCACCUAGACAAACUGUUCGAGAAACUUUUCACUUUCCUACUAGUGACAAUCAGGACCAUGCAGGAUAUAGYGAUGGUGCAUAUCCGGAAGAAGGUAGAAGCGCUAAAUCUGGUAGACGUGCCAAAUUGCCAGCCGAAUUUCAAGGACCUCUACCUGAGGAACAGACUGAAUAYCCACCUGUCGGUUCGGAAGAAGCUCGGUAUUUAUCUCCACAAGCCAUAGCCAAAAUUUCAGAAACACUUGGCGCUAUUAACACUGUAGGGAGAUACCUAGUUAAUUAUACAAGGGGAACCACAGAUGACAGACUUGACAGUCCAUCACAGAGUUAUCCAGUAAGUUUGCAGAAACAAGGUGACCUGCCAACCGCGAUAUUCACUAUCAGCAAGAACGUGCUUGGUCGAAAUAUGACUGACAUGGUGGUAAAGCCACUUGUAAGUCUGGGUUCAGGCAAGGUGGUAUCGCAGGACAAUCGACCGUGCACUACACCGGAUGGCUCUCAGGGAAACUGCGAAGAUCUUAGCAACUGCCCGCAGCUGUUGCUCAACUUAGGACAUCUUAGACAAUCUAUAUGCUUCAAGAAUCUGUUUGUGCCAGGCGUGUGUUGYCCAAAAAAGACAUCCGAACCAUUAGUUCCAGAAAAACCUUCAAAACCUGAACACUUUGUGACUCAAACUGCAGUCACUAGACCACCGAUAAAUACUCGGCCACCCUCUGCCACUCGACCWCCACCCGCCAAUAUAAUCACGUUGUCUACUAAAGCACCAAUACAAGUAGCAACAAAACCAACUACAAGUUUGGUGUCUUCUAAUACUAUUGAUGAAGAUUGUGGAAGACCUGAAGUACCAAAGUUCCGAGUAGUCGGAGGAGACGAAGCUUUGCCAGGUCGAUGGCCAUGGAUGGCUGCUAUAUUCUUACAUGGUCCAAGGAGAACUGAAUUUUGGUGUGGAGGCUCAUUAAUUGGACCUAGACAUAUUCUCACAGCUGCGCAUUGCACACGAGACAAUAGACAAAUGCCUUUUAAUGCCAGACAAUUUACAGUUCGACUGGGUGACGUAGACCUACGCAGAGAUGAUGAGCCUUCAUCUCCCGAAACAUACUAUGUUGUCGAAGUUCGUGGACAUAAUAAAUUUUCCAGAGUAGGUUUUUAUAAUGAUAUUGCAAUCCUCGUAUUAGAUAGACCUGUCAAAAGGAGCAAGUACACAAUACCUUUGUGUUUGCCUCCUAAAAGUUCUAAGUCAGAUACUUUUGUUGGACAGAGUCCAACAGUUGUAGGAUGGGGUACUACGUACUAUGGUGGUAAAGAGAGUACUGUACAAAGACAAGUUGAUCUUCCCGUAUGGAAUAAUAACGACUGUGACAGAACUUACUUCCAACCAAUUAAUGAAGACUUUAUUUGUGCAGGAUUGAAAGAAGGGGGAAAAGAUGCUUGUCAGGGAGAUUCUGGAGGUCCGUUAAUGCUAAAAAAAGAUGGUAGAUGGAUACAAAUCGGUAUAGUAUCAUUUGGUAACAAAUGUGGUGAACCUGGAUAUCCUGGCGUGUAUACGAGGGUUACUCGGUACUUGGAUUGGAUUAAUGAUAAUAUUAAUUGAUCAUAUUAUAAAAAAGCAUCAACGAUAAAAUAUGUAAAGUAAUGAACGAUAGGGUAAAUGCCAAACUUAUGUACCUAUAUUUAUACAAAUAUUUUUAAUAGAGAUUAUAUUAUAAGAUAUUCAUAACAUUUUU
Messenger RNA from Diuraphis noxia (Russian wheat aphid), 1988 nucleotides. Its product is annotated as proclotting enzyme. The record is from RefSeq and is a predicted model, not a curated record. NCBI's taxonomy places the organism in Eukaryota, Metazoa, Arthropoda, Insecta, Hemiptera, Aphididae. Gene Ontology annotation, biological process: proteolysis. Gene Ontology annotation, molecular function: serine-type endopeptidase activity.